Molecule: messenger RNA, 1259 nt
Organism: Onychomys torridus (southern grasshopper mouse)
Lineage: Eukaryota; Metazoa; Chordata; Mammalia; Rodentia; Cricetidae
Product: low affinity immunoglobulin gamma Fc region receptor III-like
Exons: 5
Coding region: 1-825 (274 amino acids)
Biological process (GO): cell surface receptor signaling pathway
Molecular function (GO): transmembrane signaling receptor activity
Source: RefSeq, a predicted model, not a curated record
AUGGCAGCGGGCACUGGCGCUGCCCAUGAGUUGGUGCUGUGGGCGCGGUGGGCGCAGCUUGGACUGGAAAAGAGGAGGACGGACUGGACACGGAGGCGUGUGUCUGAGGACCAAAAGGGACUGGUGCGUGCAUGGGCCGGGAAUCGAACCCGGGCCUCCCGCGUGGCAGUCCCUGCACCAGCUGGAUCCCGGGCCCUGGACGGGACGGACCGGCCACGGGAGCCCAAGGCACGGCCAGGAGCGUCCCCGGUCCAGACUGAGGCUCUGGGGCUCCACCGCGCCUCUCGCCGGGAGGACGCCGAGGCCCCACGUCAAGCCCUGGCCCCAGCUGGCGCGACCGGCGGGGGGCGGGCGCGUGGCCUUAAAUUUCCUUUCCAUCUUUCAGACUGGCUGCUGCUCCAGACCCCCCAAAUGGUGUUCCUGGAAGGGGAAACCAUCAUGCUGAGGUGCCAUAGUUGGAGGAGCAAACCCCUGAACAGGGUCACAUUCUACCAGAACGGAAAAUCGGUAAAAUUUCAACAUUACAGUGGCAACUUCUCCAUCUCCAAAGCCAAUCACAGCCACAGUGGUGAUUACCACUGCACAGGACUUCUAGGGAAGAACAAACACUUGUCGAAGACUGUGACCAUCACUGUCCAAGGUUCAGCAACCGCAUCUGUCGUCUCUCUGCUUUGGUACCAUGCGUCUUUCUGCCUAGUGAUGUGCCUCCUGUUUGCAGUGGACACGGGCCUUUAUUUCUGUGUACGGAAAAACCUUCAACCCCCAGUGGAGGCCUGGAGGAAAUCCCUAUCAGUCAGAAAGUGUCAGGCUCCCCAGGACAAAUGACAUCUCACUGUAGGGCGGAGAACAGCAGCAGCAGCAGCAGCAGCAGCAUCUUCUCAGCCACCCUGUUGCUUCUCCUACAGCCUUCCUUUUUAAAAAAAAAAGCAGCAGCAUAGAGCCAGGCCCGACAUGUGGUCCUGUAAUUACAGUUACAAAGGAGGCUGUGGCAGGAGGAUCACCAGUUCAAGGUCUGCCUAGGUGCCUGGAUAACUUAGGGACAUCCUAUUUCAAGAAAAGAAGGCUGGAUAGGGAGUGUGUAGGUUGUGUUUAGAUGGCUUACCAGGCAAGGGCACCUGUUGCUAAGCCUGCCAACAAGAGCAGAGUUUGACCCUUGCGACCCACAUGGCAUAAGGAGAGAACAAAUUCCUGAAAGUUGUCCCCUGACCUCCACACACUCACCACAGCAGGCCCACCUUCUCUUUCUACAGGCACACACA